Molecule: messenger RNA, 2271 nt
Organism: Akanthomyces muscarius
Lineage: Eukaryota; Fungi; Ascomycota; Sordariomycetes; Hypocreales; Cordycipitaceae
Exons: 1
Coding region: 1-2271 (756 amino acids)
Biological process (GO): biosynthetic process
Molecular function (GO): catalytic activity
Source: RefSeq, a predicted model, not a curated record
AUGAGGAUUCUCUUCUUCUGCACUGCUUUCAACUCUUUGUCACAACGUGCGUACCUCGCACUCUCAGAGCAGCACUAUGUGACGAUAGAAUAUGCCCUGUCCCAGGAGCUCAUGGUGGAAGCUGCUGAGCUCGUCAAGCCUGACUUGAUCAUCUGCCCGUUCCUGACCACGCUGGUGCCGGCUCAAGUAUACUCAAAAUACCUUACACUCAUUGUUCACCCGGGACCACCAGGCGAUGCUGGCCCCAGUGCUCUAGACUGGCUUCUCAUGGGAGACGACGGGACGGAGCCGGACAGCAAGAAGCUUCUCCAGCGCACUUCUCUGAGCGAACAUGGACGCCCGUACUGGGGCGUCACGGUUCUGCAAGCCACAGCCGACUUUGACAUGGGCCCAGUUUGGGCCUUUGAGCAGUUUGCCGUCGACAUUGACCAGCCAAACAUUACGAAAUCAAGUCUCUACAGAGGACCCGUCACGCGCGCCGCCGUCACCGCCGUGCUCAAGGCGGUUGACCGCAUCACAAUCACCGCCAGCUCGGCAAAAGGCAUCAACGAGCACUCGAACAAAGGCGCCGUCCACCCGAACCUGGUCGCCAACGCCGUCUUUGCCCAGCUCUCCGUGACAACCGGCCAGCUGUUCCAGGGAGGCAAGACGCUGCACCGACCGCUCCUACGCGCCGCCGACCGCGACUUUGAUCCGAGAACCCACACUGCCCUCGAGAUUUCGCGCCGGAUACGAUGCGGAGACUCACAGCCCGGCUGCCUCAGCAGCCUCUUUGGGCCCAAGCUGUAUCUCUAUGGCGGCAUUGUGGACAGUGGCAAGCAGGCCACUGGCUCAGCGCCUGGGUCUGUCAUUGCCAGCCGCGACGAUGCCGUCUGCAUUGCUACGUGCGACGGCAAGGGCGUCUGGAUCACACAUGUUCGGCGCCUCAAGGCCAAGACCGAUGCAUCGUUGUGGCCCAAGGUCCCGGCCGUGCAAGGUCUCAUGGAGCUCUCGGAGCACAGCAUGGGCUAUCCGAACCUGCAGCGUGCCGUGUCGAUGCGCGGACGGCAGCUAUCCUCAGAUGAGGAAUGGUCCAGGGCCACGAGAAGCACGCUCCAGGAUAUCUGGAUUGACUUUGAGCCGGCUUCUGACAAGGAGGGCACGGUCGCAUACGUCUUCUUCGAUUUCUACAAUGGUGCCAUGAGCACGAAGCAAUGCCGACGCUUGCUCCGAGCGCUGCAAUACAUCCUCAACGUGGCCGAGGAAAAAGGUGUCCGGGCUGUUGUUUUAAUGGGAGGCUCAUACUUUAGCAACGGCAUUCAUCUCAACGUCAUCGAGUCCGCGGCCGACCCAGCGCUCGAGUCCUGGUUCAACAUCAACGCCAUCGAUGACCUCGUCUACAGCAUCCUGCACGACUUUCCCAGCCGCGGAAUCAAGACCAUCGCCGCUGUUCGAGGCAACGCUGCCGCCGGCGGCGUUGCUCUGGCCACAUCUUGCGACUUCGUUCUCGCUGGCGAGGACGUCGUCUUCAACCCAGCGUACCGUGCCAUGGGUCUCCAUGGCUCCGAGUUUCACAGCCUCACAUACAACGCCCGAUGCCGCGGAGAAAACGGCAAGCGGAUCCUGCGCGACAUGAUGCCUCUCAGCGCCAGCGCCGCCGGCCACCUGGGGCUCGUCGACCACGUGCUGCCGGGCUGGGGCGCCAAGCUCGAGUCCGCCGUCAAGGCGCAGGUCAAGGCGCUCACUUCGGUGCUGGCCGGCGACGACUUCUUCGACGCGUCGUCGUCUGCUGACGAGCGCCCGCGAGUCUCGUCGGCGCACCACCUAGCCGAGUGGAAGCGCGGCCUGGACCUGUCGAGCGACGCGCUGGCCCGCAUCCGCGCCGAGGAGCUCGCCGAGAUGGCCAAGGACUUUUGGAGCCCGCGCUCGCAGCGGUACCACCCGCGGCGCCACGACUUUGUGCGCAAGACAAAGGCGGCCGCCACGCCCCGGCGCUUUGCCCUGCACCGCAAGUCGGACGGUCUCGUCGACGAGGAGGACGACGACCGCUUCGACUCGGUCGAGUGGUUUGCGAUGAAGAGUAGUGCUGCUCAGCAGCAGCCGCGGCGCGGCGGAAAUGGUGUGGAGGACGUCGCCAUGCCGAAAGCGCCGGAGAAGGUGUAUGCUCGCAGCAGAAACGCGCCGUCGUCGAGCAGCGGCACGACCGACGAGAAGAACUGGGGUGACAAGGAAGCUGUGCCCAAAGCAAAAACUCGAGGAACGAUCUUCUGCUGCUAUUAUGAUGCAGACUAA